AUGCACGCCUUCGCGCCGUUCGCCAACGCCUCGGCGACGCCCACGGUUCGUCAAACGACGUCGAAGCGUCAACAGACGUCAUCGCGCUCGAACGCGAUCGCGCGCGUCGUUCGCGCGAAUGCGCGGUCGAACGACGCCGAAGACGCGGUCGGCGAUGCGACGACGCGUCGUCGAGCGAUCGCGACGCUGUUCGCGGGUGCGGUAGGCACCGCGGGGGCGGUCGGGAGCGCCAAGGCGGACGUGCAAGAUUACCUGUCAAACUUGCUCGUCGAAAAGCCGCCGCCGCCGAAACGGGAAAUUUUGCUCCCGGAUCUCGAGGUCAAGCCGUUGACUCGAGAAGAGGGGUACCGAGGAACGACGGGGGCGAACAAAUCCAAGGCGCAGAUCGAGUUUGCGCAGUUUAUCGCGCCGAUCAUCGAGGAGAAUAUUGAUAUGGACUUUGGGUCGUACUUCCGAUUGGCGUUGGCGGAUUUGGGGACGUUCUCCGUCGUCGGUAAGAAGAAUGGGUUGAACGGAAGCAUUCGAUUCGAACUCGACCGUCCGGAAAAUGCUGGAUUGAAGCCGGCGUUCAAUUCGAUCGAAAAGAUUAAAAAGGCUGUGGACGCGAAGACGACGCAGCCGAUUACGUACGCGGAUUUGAUCGCCAUCGUUCCGCAUUUUGCGGCUCGCAGACAGUUCAAGGCGGAUUACAUGGAGGAAGUCGGGGACGAUAAGAACUACGAGUUCUUGUUCAUCGGCACCAACCCGUUCUUGGGGGCGAAAAUUCGCAUCGGUCGCCGUGACGCCGACGGUCCCGAUCCCGAAGGUUUGAUUCCGCUCGUCGACGGCAACGCCGAGGAUUUCAUCGCCUGGUUCCGUCGCAUGGGUCUCGGUCCGAACGAACUCGCCGCGCUCGCGCCGUACAUCUACGAGGAUCGUCAAAAAGGUAUCGAUAUUUGUGCCCAAGACGGCACGUGCGCGCGUUUGCUCGACGUGUACGAGACGCAGCGCAUUUUGGGCAAGCGCGCCCCGGGGCCGGCGGUGACCAUCAUCAAGAACCUCAAGCAAUGCACCGAUCAGUGCAUUCCGGGCGGUCCGCUGAGCGUCGCCCCGGCGCAGCUCGAUCCGCUCUACGUCGACUACGCCUUCAUCAAGGGUGGCGGCGAGAUCCCGCGCAUCUCCGCCUCGGGCGCGUACCCGGGCUCGAUUUACGACAGCGGCAGCAAGUUGGCCAUGCAACUUCGCGCGUCUCAGGCCGAACAGCGCGCGCAGGCCGCCGCCGCCGCCGGUAACUAA
Ostreococcus lucimarinus CCE9901 is the source of this 1275-nucleotide messenger RNA. RefSeq lists its product with no specific name. The coding region runs from base 1 to 1275 and encodes 424 amino acids. The record is from RefSeq and is a predicted model, not a curated record. The transcript has a single exon. Gene Ontology annotation, biological process: cellular response to oxidative stress; response to reactive oxygen species; hydrogen peroxide catabolic process. Gene Ontology annotation, molecular function: peroxidase activity; heme binding. NCBI's taxonomy places the organism in Eukaryota, Viridiplantae, Chlorophyta, Mamiellophyceae, Mamiellales, Bathycoccaceae.